Messenger RNA from Amphibalanus amphitrite, 4320 nucleotides. RefSeq lists its product as uncharacterized. The record is from RefSeq and is a predicted model, not a curated record. Gene Ontology annotation, molecular function: zinc ion binding; nucleic acid binding. Gene Ontology annotation, biological process: DNA integration. Lineage: Eukaryota; Metazoa; Arthropoda; Thecostraca; Balanomorpha; Balanidae. Bases 235 to 4320 code for a protein of 1361 amino acids. The transcript is spliced from 3 exons.
UGUUCGCUAUAUGGCAGUAGUUUAGUGCUUUUCACACGACCUCACGUGACUCCGCCAUUUUGUGUAAAAUACAGUUUACGUUCCACCUGGCCAUUGUAUACAACAGAUAACAGUUCGGAUUCCAUAACACUACAUUUUGGCGACUAAGCACGAGAUCAGUGCGGACUCUAGUGGAAUCGCGUGUCGCGAAUUUCCGUGUAACUUUUUUUUUGUGUUUCGGCCCGCGGUACGGCCAUGAGCGGCGACAGUGGACCGCCCCUACCCGCGCCGUUUUUGCCCCAUCCCGGGACGCCGGCCGUCCCGUGGAGGAACUGGGAACAAAAGUUCGAACUUUAUCUGUUGGCCAGGUGCGGCACGAGCCCCCUGCCCCCCGAGCAGCGGCGCGCUCUGCUCCUGUGCGCGAUCGGUGACGAGGCGUACCGGGUGUUCGACACCCUGCCGCCGGUCGCGAAACGUGACGGCGAGGACGACUACGACGUCACCCUCCGCCAGCUCCGGGAGUUCUACACUCCCCGGACCAACGUCAUCGUGGAACGAUUCCGGUUCCGACAGCGAGCCCAGGCCCCCACAGAGUCCACAGCAGACUUCGUUGCUGCUCUGCGCGGCCUGGCUCGCACCUGCCAGUUCGGCGCAAUGGAGUCGGAACUCAUCCGGGACGUGGUGGUGGAGAAGACCCCCCACCAGCGCCUGAGGGAGCGGCUCCUUCAGGACAGGGACCUCACUCUGGACAAGGUCCUGAGUGUCGCAGAGACCUAUGAGGACUCCCUGCGGGAGGCUGCAGCCAUCUCCCAACCAGUUGCAGCCCCACCCGUCUCAUCCGUGGCAAAAGUUACGAGGAAGCCACAACAGAAGCGACAGCAGCAGCAGCAGCAGAGCGUCAGCAGCGACUUCUGCACCAACUGUGGACGUGAGGACCACGCACCCAGGGAUGCUGCCUGUCCAGCCCGCAGAGUGACCUGCCACUCCUGCGGAAAGAAGGGCCACUUCGCCAGCUGGUGCAGAGGUGGCAGUGGAGCAACCCCUGCAAGGCCAGCUCAACGACAGCACCACAAGGCAGUGAAGGAGCUGAACGUGCUCUCCUGUGCUGCCACCACUGGGUCACGCCUCACCUGUACCGUCCAGGUGACUGCAGGUGACGUCACACAGGAGGUACCCCUCCAGGUGGACACGGGUGCCACCUGCUCACUCCUGAGUGUGAACCGUGCCAAGGAGCUGUUCAGAGGCGUGGCGUUCAGCCCCUCCAGCUCACGGCUCUACGGAUUCGGCCAGCAGCCACUCUCAGUCCUGGGAACGCUGCCUACCACAGUGACCUACAAUAAUCAGGCUGUGCCAACAAACUUCUACCUGGUGGACACCAAGAAGACGGAGGCCAUCAUGGGUAUGGACCUGCUGCAGGCCCUGGGAGUCACCCUCCACCCAGCCUCGCACAGCAUCUACACGGUGGCAGGCUCAGCCCCGUCAGAGCUACCUGCCAUCGAGGGCUACGUGCACCGCAUCAAGCUGAAGCCGGACGCAGUACCAACUGCCUACAAGCUGCGCCGGCUGCCCCUCUCCGUGCGAGAGGAGGUUUCCGCAGAGCUGAACAGUCUGCUGGAAGCAGGCAUCAUCGAGAGGAUCGACUCCUCUCAGUGGAUCAGCCCGCUGACCGUCUCAAGGAAGAAGGACGGCAGGAUCAGGGUCUGUGUAGACCUGCGUGGGCCGAACAGCCAAAUCGUCCCAGAGGUUCACCCACUGCCCACGAUCGACGAGCUGGAGUCCCAGCUCUGUGGCACCCUCUACAGCAGGAUCGACUUGAAGUCGGCCUACCACCAGCUGCGCCUGCACGAGGACUCGCGUGACAUCACCGCCUUCCUCACGCCAGACGGCCUGAUGCGCUACACCAGGGUCCCGUUCGGCCUGGUGUCUAGCGGCAGCGCGUUCCAGAAGCUGCUCAGUCAUCUACUGCAGGGUAUCGAUGGCUGUGGACACUAUCUGGAUGACAUCCUGGUCACCGGCCGUGAUCAGUCCGAGCACGACAGGCGCCUCCGCACCGUGCUGGACCGCCUCAAGCAGGCAAAUGUCACCAUCAAUACAGAGAAGUCCUCCUUCAGCCAGCCAGAGGUGGAGUUCUGCGGUCAUCAGCUCUCCAGGCACGGAGUGGUACCUCUCCUGUCUACCACCAAGGCCGUGGCCGAGGCCCCGCCUCCCACCAACGUAAAAGAGCUGCGCAGUCUCCUGGGCUCAACCGGCUGGUUCAGCAGGUUCGUGCCUCAGUACUCCGCUGUGGUGAGACCCCUCGCCAUCAUGCUGAAGAAGGACGCCACGUUCCAGUGGACCAAGGAGGCCAACGACGCCUUCAACGAGGUGAAACGGCUCAUCUCAGCCAGGCCGGUGAUGAAGCCCUUCAGCGCCCGCCUCCGGACGAUCGUGACGACCGACGCCGAGUCGCGGUACUCCGUCUCCGAGAAGGAAGCCCUCAGCGCGGUCAAUGCUGUCGAGCAUUGGCGGACGUACCUGUGGGGCCGUUCAUUCACCCUGCGGACGGACCACUCUGCGCUCACCACUCUGCUCACGCCGAAGACGUCCAACCGCGCCGGCGCGCGCAUCGCCAGGUGGCAGUCCCGCCUGCUGCCGUACUCGUACACAGUGGAGUACCGGCCCGGGCGCAGCAUCCCAGUGGCUGACGCCCUGUCGCGGCUGCCGCUGCCGGACACCGGCGCCGCCGAGACGGACGGCGACGAGAUCGUCGCCCUGCUCACCGAUGACGUCAGUGACGUCAUCACUGAUGACGAUGUAUGUGCCGCGUCGGCCGCCGAUCCAGUCAUGGAGCAGCUGCGGUCUGUCAUCCGCACCGGCUGGCCCGACGCCGCGCGCCAGUGCACGCCAGAGACGCGCGACUACUUCGCCGUGCGGCACGAGCUGCAAGUCCGCCAGGACGGAGUCGUGCUGCGCGGCCCGGACCGCGCCGUCGUCCCGGCCGCGCUCCGCUCAAAGUACCUCCAACUGGCGCACCGAGCGCACGAUGGUGUCGUGCGAACAAAGCAGCUCCUCCGCGACCUCGCCUGGUGGCCUGGAAUGUCGAAGGACGCCGCUGCACUGGUCGCCGACUGCCCGUCCUGCCACGCAGAGGACGCCGUGCUGACGCAGCAGGCGCGCCCCGCGCCGCUGCAACCGGUCGAGCUUCCAGACCGGCCCUGGUCUAAGCUCGGACUGGACAUCGUGGGCCCGAUCCCCGGCGCCCCACCGUCUGCAAAGUACGCCAUUACUAUGACGGAUUACCAUAGUAAGUGGCCAGAGGUCGCUCUGACGUCAUCCAUCGAGACUGAUGACGUCAUCCAGUUCCUGAGCCAGGCCUGGUCCAGAGAGGGACUGUGUGACGAGCUGGUGACCGACAACGGACCCCAGUUCACCAGCGACAGGUUCCGACAGUAUCUGGCCCAGCGCGGUAUCAGACACCACACGUCUGCCGUCUACUGGCCGCGCGGAAACGGAGCAGUGGAGCGGCUCAACCGAGAGGUGAAGGUGUGGCUCAAGGAGGCCACACAGCUGCAGUCGCGGACGGCCGCCAGCUUCAGCGGACACGUGCGACAGCGCCUCGCUCUGUACCGAGCGACCCCGCACUGCACCACCGGCCAGUCACCCUCGGCGCUCCUGCACGGCCGGCGCAUGCGUCUGCACCUGCCGGUCACCACAGAGACUCCGCCGCGCGACAGCUCGCUACAGCACCGAGUCGCUACCCAGCAGCAGCGCAACAGCCGCGGGUACGACUCGCGACAGGCCACCCGGCCGUCAGAUCUCCAGCCUGGCGACACGGUGCGCGUGCGGCGACAGGGGCACGUGCCCAAGAACCAGAGUCGGUUCUCCAGCCCGCGCCGAAUCGCCAGACAGCUCGGCCCGGCGACCUUCAUCCUGUCUGACGGGACAAAGAGGAACGCUGCACACCUCGCCCGCAUCCCAGACGCGGUGCCGACCGGCUCAGCACCUCCGAGCACCGACGGGCCGGAACCGCCGCCGCCGCCGCCGCCGGCCGACCCGGCUCCUCCGAGCUCCGGCGAGCCCCAGCCGCCAUCGCCGCAGCCGACAGCGUCCACCGCGCCACCUACAGCGCCGACAGAGAGCGCCCGCCCGUCAGAUGUCGCUGACGUCGCGCUGCCGGCCGCCACCGGCGCUGCUCGCGACCGGUCCCCCGGUGGGCCGCGCCCGCCUCAGAGGGCGCCCGUCGGCGGCACCCCGCGCCGGAUCGGCCGUCGCCACCGGCGCCGCGAUCAUCCAUCACAGACCCGGUGCGUAUCGCGCCAGGACAGCGCGACGCACGCCAGCUCCGCCGCCGACCGGUGCUGA